UUCUGAAAAUACCCAAUGAAAAAAUGAACCCACCAAUAUAUAUUAAAAACCCAAGAGAAGCACAUACAGAGAGUAAAAAUUGAAAAUAAUCUCUGGUUAUUUGUUCUGUCAAAUGGACUUUGAUCUGAAGCAAUGUAGAAAACAGAGGGAGUCAGAGGAACAACAACAUUCUGCUAAGAUUUCUAAGUUUUUUGUUGAACAGCCCCAUCAUCAUCAUCCUUCUUCUUCUGUUCUUCCUUUGUUUGUACCUGCUGAUUCCUCCAAAACUUCCAACAUCUUGUCAGCAUUUCCUGAUUCAACUUCUUCUACGUUACCCAGGAUGUUGGGUUAUUUCAGUGUGGCUCAAAGGCAAGAACUCGAGCUUCAAGCUCUCAUUUUCCGGUAUAUGUUGGCCGGUGCCGCCGUCCCGCCGGAGCUUCUCCACCCUAUUAAGAAAAGCCUUCUCUCUUCCUCUUCUACCACUCCUUUCUUUCUUCAUCAUCCUCUUCAACAUUUCACUCACUACCCUACUUCUCUGUUACAAGCAGGGUAUUGGGGCAGAGCCGCCAUGGAUCCGGAGCCUGGCCGGUGCCGGAGAACCGACGGCAAAAAAUGGCGUUGCUCAAGAGAUGUGGUCGCCGGCCAGAAAUACUGUGAGCGCCACAUGCACCGUGGCCGUAACCGUUCAAGAAAGCCUGUGGAAACUACCACAACUAACCCCACCACUACCGCUUGCAGCGGCGGCGGCGGUGGGGGUGGCGGUUGUUCUCUUAGUUCCAACGCCGGCCGUGUUAAUGGUGGUCGGCCUUUUUUGACUGUGGAAAGUGGAAAUUAUUUCUCUUUGUGUGGACAAACCCCAUCCGUUGAUCUCCUCCAUCUCAAUCAAGGUUCCUGCUCUAAUUCCUUAUUAGAGAACAAAAAUUUCUAUGAAUCCCACAAAGAGCCUUCCGCCGGAGAUGCUAAAUCUGAGGGCCACAUUUUGAGGCAUUUUUUCGAUGAUUGGCCGCGGUCCGAAAACGGUGGCUGUGGGAAUGACAACGACAAUGUCAACCAACGAAUGAACUCCACAUCCGCUUCUGCAACAUCCCUUUCGAUUUCGAUGCCCGGGAACCCUCCAUCAUCGUCUUCUGAUGUGUCGUUGAAAUUAUCAACAGGAGGAAGUUUUGAUCAAGGCAAUGAUCACCACAUUCACCAAAAUGGCAACGUUGACCGAGAGCAUGUGCAGUUGAAUUGGGCUACUGGAUGGGCCGCAACGCAGAUGGCGUCAAUGGGUGGACCGCUGGCGGAGGCGCUGCGGUCAGCAAAUAACAACUCGUUGCCGACCAGUGUGCUGCAUCAGUUGCAAAGAACAACCAACUCGGAAGCUAGCUUUAUUAGCACUUGAAAAAUGAAGUUUGCCUCUAAUUUGCAUUUACAAUGAUCUCUAACACUAUAGUAGUUUGUUUCAAUGCUUCUAAUUUGGUUGCUUGGAUAGUUAAUGUAUGUUACUAUCUGUAAAAGAAAAAAAAAAGUCAAAGAUGACCAAACUUUAAUGUUUCCAGCCCCACUUUCUUCCUACCUGUUUUGAAUGUGGUAGGUUGAAAAAUGUUUGUCAUUGAUUUUUUUUUUUUUUUUUUUGGUUCUUGUUAUAUUUAUUGUUUUACCAUACCAAACAUGUUCUACUAACUAUGAUCUUCAUUACAAACAUGAUAACAAGUAUAAUAUAAAUUAAUUCAAUACUAUUUUUUAACUUAUUUCAAUU
Benincasa hispida (wax gourd) is the source of this 1720-nucleotide messenger RNA. RefSeq names its product growth-regulating factor 3. Gene Ontology annotation, biological process: developmental process; regulation of DNA-templated transcription; DNA-templated transcription. Gene Ontology annotation, molecular function: ATP binding. The record is from RefSeq and is a predicted model, not a curated record. Gene Ontology annotation, cellular component: nucleus. Lineage: Eukaryota; Viridiplantae; Streptophyta; Magnoliopsida; Cucurbitales; Cucurbitaceae.